Tigriopus californicus is the source of this 1855-nucleotide messenger RNA. Its product is annotated as zinc finger Y-chromosomal protein 2-like. Gene Ontology annotation, molecular function: chromatin insulator sequence binding. The coding region runs from base 90 to 1670 and encodes 526 amino acids. The transcript is spliced from 2 exons. Gene Ontology annotation, cellular component: chromosome. NCBI's taxonomy places the organism in Eukaryota, Metazoa, Arthropoda, Copepoda, Harpacticoida, Harpacticidae. Gene Ontology annotation, biological process: regulation of transcription by RNA polymerase II. The record is from RefSeq and is a predicted model, not a curated record.
UCUUUUAGCUUCAAGAUCGACUUGGUCUCGAUUUUCUCCAGCUGACCCUCGGGUCACCCUGCCAACAAUAGUGGUGCUAAAAGUUUAUAAUGGCCUCCAACGAGAAUUCAACAAAUCAUGAAGAACGCCACGAAGAUGAGGACGAGAAUGCGCCCAUUAUCAAGCGGCAAAAGGUCAAAAAAGCCAAGACCCGCCCACUUUCCAGCCGGAAAUACAUUCCAGUGGUGGAGCGGGUCUGCCUAUUUUGCACUUUCGUUGCCGAAGACGCAGAGGAUUUGGAGGAUCACAACCACCAAAGUCACACGGAAGAGUGGCAAAAGAUUGAGAUCCAAGUUUGCCAAUAUUGCAAACCCGCCACUCAUUUCUCAACCAAAGCCGAGCGAGCCGACCAUUUGAAGGACAAUCAUGCCGAUCACUUGGUCUGUUCACUCUGUCCAGGAUUGAGAUUUGAGGAGGGCGAGGACGAACUGGACGAGCAUUGGCGGCAAAUGCACGCUAAGGUACGCCACGCGCCUUGUGGCGUGUGUGGCGAAAAAUUUAAGAUGGCCUCCCUUUUGAGAGCUCACUUGAGAACGAAACACCCUCGAAUUGAGUAUGCCUGUCGGCAAGAGCACGAAUCGUUGGCGAUUGUGACCUUUGCCUCUCAGUCUGCCUACCAGCAACAUGUCCUGGCUGUUCAUAAACCGCUCAGUUGCUUCCCAUGCCACGUUUGUGGUAAAAGCUUCACUCGGGAAUUGGCUUUGCGACGGCAUCUGCAGCACGCCCACAUUCAUCCCACCUCCCACAUGCCUGGACUGGCGUGCUCACAGUGUUCCCAUGUGGCGCGGACAGCUCGGGGCCUGAAAUCACACCUUGAAGCCCGACACGACAUGGAGGGUGGGGAGAUCUUUCAAUGUGAUUUGUGUCGCUAUAAUGCCUUAUCCAAAGUGACAUUGGCCCGUCACCAAAAGGCAGCCCAUCCCCAAUGCGAUCUUUGUGAAGCCCACUUUGGCUCUGAGGAAGAGUUGGAAGAUCACACCCUCUUCCUUCAUCCCGACACUCUCAUGUGCAGCCUCUGCCAAGUCCGGCAGGCCUCUCAGGCCCAGCUCAAAGAGCACAUGAGCCUUCACUACAACGAGUCACGCUUUGCCUGUCAGAAAUGCGAGCUGGAAUUUGACAGCUUCUCAGAUCUCAACACCCACAUCCUUCAAGACCACCUUCUUCCCGCAGUGGGACGUGAGCAAACAGACAUGGGCGUUUUCCCAUGCUUUGAGUGCGCAUUCCAGGCUAGUGAUAUCCGUGAGCUCACGCGUCACGUUCAAGUGACCCACUUUCAAGAGGAAGGGCGCACUUUUCCUUGCUCCGAGUGCGAUUAUGUGGCCAAGUCUGCAUUCACCCUGCGUGAACACAACAAACGAUGUGGCAAAGGAAAACGCAAGUAUCGCUGUCAGAUUUGCGGUUUUGAGGCCAAUCACUUCAAUGGGUUGAUCAGCCAUUCCCAGGAAGCUCACCGGCGCGAUGCGUCUAAGCGCAUGAAGUGCGCAGAGUGCAGCUUUUCGACUGAGCGCGCAUACAACCUGAAGGUGCACAUGAAGAGACACAAGAGGGAGCGCGCUAAGCGUGAGGGUAAUACAUCUGACCUUAAAGCGUCUAACAAAGAGAAUGAAGAAGAAACAAUUCAAGAUCACUAACCUGUGCCUAUGGAAAAGGCAGACCCCUGCCCAGACUGCCAGGAGCAUCAGGCCAAUAUUCUCGCACAUCUCAAAGGCCCAAGGAAUGUGGGGAAGGUUAUCUGCAAUUGACAGGAAUGAAUGGGCCUUUUUUUUCAUACGAGACAUCUUGCAACUUUCUACAUUAAAAUGUAUUGAAAAAGGAA